UUGGCGGUUGCGGCAGCGGUUACAACCGCUAUUCUAUAAAAUACAUGAAUUAAUAUGGAGUGGCAACACAUUAGCCGCCAAAAGGCCGCAACCGCCUUCUCAACCGCUUCUUAGCGCGGUUCGCGGUCGGAAAUUCAACGUAUUGUUUCUUGACUAUGUGUUCACAUUAACGGCGCGGCCAAGAACGAGAUCAGACCAUUUUUGAACCAUGGAUAUAUUCGACACAGAAAAAUUUAUUAUUUUGGUGCAAAAUCGGACUUGUUUGUGGGAUGUUUCUGACAAGGAAUACAAAAAUAGGGAUAAAAAAAUUAUUGCUUGGCAGGAGGUUUUGAAGGAAAUGUAUUCGGAUCAAAAUUUGUCGACUCCGGAAGAAAUAAGAUUAAAAGGGACAGAACUUCAAAAGAAAUGGAAAAAUAUUAAAGACCGUUUUAUUAAGGAUCUCAAAGGUGAUUCGAAAAGCGGCUCAGCAGCAUUAAAAAAGAAGAAUUUAGGCACCGAAUCUAACGUGCCCAAGGAAGCGGUAGACAGCCCAGAAAAUACCGAAGGAAAUGAAGAUGGUUCUGAAGAGGCCACACCAGCACCGCAUUUCAACCAAAGAGCAGCAAUGCCGAACACAAUCUCCAGAAAAAAAGCAUCGUUUGAAGAUAAAUUGUUGACACUUCUAGAAAACAGGCAGCCUCCACAGCCUCUGGAAGAUGACGACGAUUUAAAUUUCUUUAAAUCGUUGUUACCAGCGGUUAAAACCUUGAACCCGCAACAGAAAAUCAAUUUGAGAGUAGAAAUACUGCAAGUUCUCCAAAGAGUUUUAAAUCCUCAGCCCUUUUAUCAUAAUCAGUUCCAAUCAGCGACAUACAUUCCGCCAAUUUCUCAGCAAAUUUUUCACCAAACCAUUCCUUCCAUAUCAUUCUCCGUUCACCCAUCACCAUCAAACCCCUCUGCUUUGUAUGACAGCCGCCCGUGUACCUCUCGUUCAUUACAACCUAUACUUUCACCCACAGAUUCCCAAUCGUCCGACUACAGUGAAAUUUUACCUUUGAUUUAUUUCCUUCUUUUCUUUUUGUAA
Messenger RNA from Anthonomus grandis grandis, 1063 nucleotides. RefSeq lists its product as uncharacterized. The coding region runs from base 209 to 1063 and encodes 284 amino acids. Gene Ontology annotation, molecular function: DNA binding. The transcript has 3 exons. The record is from RefSeq and is a predicted model, not a curated record. NCBI's taxonomy places the organism in Eukaryota, Metazoa, Arthropoda, Insecta, Coleoptera, Curculionidae.